Gracilinanus agilis (Agile Gracile Mouse Opossum) is the source of this 1884-nucleotide messenger RNA. RefSeq names its product BAF chromatin remodeling complex subunit BCL7B (gene BCL7B). Lineage: Eukaryota; Metazoa; Chordata; Mammalia; Didelphimorphia; Didelphidae. Bases 1 to 861 code for a protein of 286 amino acids. The transcript has 7 exons. The record is from RefSeq and is a predicted model, not a curated record.
AUGCCCGAGGCUGGCUGCCCGGAGGGGGCUCGGGGUCCUGGGCUCCGCCGGAAGCGCUCUCCCCCACCCCGCGGGCUCGGUGCAGCUCUGCUUCGCCUUCGCUCCUCCCGGCUUCGCGGAGUUUCUCUAAAGGCUCCUCCAGCCCCCACAGCCUCGGCGGCCAUAAAUCGCCCCCAGGCUGUUCUCUCCACUCCCAGCACCGCCCCCCGGAGGGGCGGAGGACUGAGGAGAAGCCGCCCGGGAAGACGAGGCGGCCUCCAUCCAGUGAGCGGCCGCCUCCAGUCUCCCCUCGCUCUACGUUUCCGAGAGUUAGAGAAGCCCGUGCUGGUUCCGUCUCGGGAAUGGGAGAAGAAGUGGGUAACCGUGGGGGACACAUCCCUUAGGAUAUUUAAAUGGGUGCCAGUAGCUGACAGCAAAGAGAAGGAGAAAUCAAAAUCAAACAAUUCAGCAGCCCGAGAACCUAAUGGUUUCCCCUCUGAUGCCUCUGCCAAUUCUUCCCUCCUUCUUGAAUUCCAAGAUGAGAAUAGCAACCAGAGCUCCAUGUCUGAUGUCUAUCAGCUCAAGGUGGACAGCAGCACCAACUCGAGCCCAAGCCCCCAGCAGAGCGAGUCCCUGAGCCCGGCACACACCUCUGAUUUCCGGACGGACGAUUCCCAACCACCCACAUUAGGCCAGGAGAUCCUUGAGGAACCCUCCCUGGCUGCUUCGGAAGGGGCAGAUGAACCUCCCACUCUCACCAAGGAAGAACCAGUCCCGCUGGAGACGCAGGCUGCGGAGGACGAGGAGGAUUCAGGUGCCCCACCACUAAAGCGUUUCUGUGUGGAGCAGCCUGCCGUGCUGCAGACAGCCUCAGAAAGCUAGCGCCACCCUGGCGUCCCUGCCCGCUUGGCCCCUUGCCUCUAUUUAUUGAAUUCUGGUCCUGGCUAUGCUGUUGUUGCUGGGGUGAAGGCAAAUGUUGGGGUCCAGAGACUGCAUGUCUUAGCCCCCUGGACUGAAAAGUUCCAGUGGGGAAGGCGGCCGUAGGACUUGGGGUCACGGUGCCAUCUUUCCGUCCCUAGUACCUGUUUGCUUGCUCCUAUGCUUUCCUUAGGGGACUUAAGCUGCAAGUGUGUGGCCCCAGGGCUCCCCAAGCUCUGAGGCCUUUGAAGUCCUCCAGGGCACACAGGCUUCCAGAAGGCUGACCUCACCCCACUUUGGGUUUCAGGCCCUCCCCCUGCCUUUUUUAUAGCCCAGUCUGGAGCUGUGUGGUCUCUGCUCCUUGGGCUGAGCUGCUAGGCCAGUGGGCAUAGUGCAGAGAGGAAUGAGUGCCCUGUAGAGAGCCAGCACUUAGGGAUCUUAGUGGCCCUUGCUGGACAAAGCCCAUGGGCUCACGGGCAAGUGUGAGUCCUUCAGCCUCAGGUAGGAGUAUGGUGUGGAGGGGGCAGGAGUGAGUGCCUCACCUAGGUGAGGCCUCUGGGAAAAGGAGGGGUCCUUUACCACCCGAUGGGUUUCCAUUUGCCUGAGCCCUCAGGCCUCUUCCUCAGUAGUCCAUCUCCCAUUGGGUUCUCCCCCCCAUCCCCCAUUCUUCCUUUCCCUUUCUUCCCCUGUCUCCCCCUCCCUUCUGCUGUGGCCCCUGCCCCAGGCCUGGGUCAGCACUGCUGCUACAGCUUAGGUCCCAGCAAGAGUUGGAGGUUCUGGGUACACCAAGCCCAAUUCCUCAUCAGCUCAGACUUUCUGGAAAGUUUCCUUUUCUUUGAAAUCUGCAUGUUGAAUCGAACUUUGUGAUAUUAUUUUUUGUUUCUGGAAAAAAAGUUUUAAGAAAAUUAAAUGGGCGACUGUGAGUGAAGACAUAUUUUAGCACUGAAUAGAAUAUUUUUAAAAUUAAACUAUUUGAAAUACACUUUA